This is a messenger RNA of Aspergillus ibericus CBS 121593, 842 nucleotides long. RefSeq lists its product as uncharacterized. The transcript has 3 exons. NCBI's taxonomy places the organism in Eukaryota, Fungi, Ascomycota, Eurotiomycetes, Eurotiales, Aspergillaceae. The coding region runs from base 331 to 780 and encodes 149 amino acids. The record is from RefSeq and is a predicted model, not a curated record.
GUUGGGUGAUUGUGGGUGCGUUCGACUGUGUUAAUGGGAGAGUGAUUGGCUGUAGUGGAGGGUUCGAUGGAGCUGCUUCAAGAUCUGGUCGAUGUAUCUUGAGGUCGGAUCAAGUAUUCACUUAUUCCAGUGUCUUGUUAGGUGGAUGGACCUUGAGAUGAUUCGUGUGGAAUGGUGCAGAUUGUGUGACUACAGUCUUCGCAACAAAGAGAAAAUUAUCUCUAAGACUGAUCAAAAUCCAUACCAACGGGAGCAUUCGUUUAAAUGUAAAGGGAUCCCCUAACAACAGGGUAUACACUCAUUCUGAGGAACGGAGGCUGCACGGCUCGAAUGGAUAUGGAACAAGCCAAAUGGGAAGGGUCUUGCCUUUACAAUUCCGGAGAUGCUCGGAGCGGCAGAUAUCUCAAGAUGCAACCGAGCAUACGAUAUAAAGAAGCAUUGUUCCUACUGUCAUUCAGGAUCUUCGUUAUCACCACUCCAGAGCGACCCUUGCUAUCCAGUCCACUACAUCGAGCACAUAUCACUCAAAAACCAUCAUACUACAAGAAGCACUACCAAUCAUCAACAUGCGCACAAGCACCAUCACAACCGUCCUCAUGGCCAUCACCACCACAGCCACCACCACAAACACCACCCUCAAAAACCAAACCCUCAACACAACCCAUACCCCCCACCACAACCAAACCGCCUUCAUGCUCAUCGCCGACGACGCCAUCCUCUCCAACGUCCCCAACACCUCCAUCACCAACCGUCUCGUCUUCAACAAAACCCAACUGCUAAGCAUCAUUACCAAUUCAAAUGCUACUAAUAGUACCGUUCAUGCAUAUCUCAUAGAUACUUGA